AUGGCGAACCUGAGCUUCUCGCGGGCUCUGGGCCUGGGACUGGGGCUGUUCCUGCUCUGCCUCCUGGCGCUGCCCCGCGAUGCCUGUGCUCUCCCGGGGAGUCGCUUAGUUGGAGAACGCCAGGACCUGUCACCCAGCGACCCGCAGGUGCAAAAAGCAGCGCAGGCGGCCUUGGCCAGCUACAACAUGGGCAGCAACAGCCUCUACUACUUCCGCGACACCAGGAUCCUCAAGGCCCAGAGUCAGCUGGUGUCUGGUGUCAAGUAUUACCUGACCAUGGAGAUGGGGAGCACAGCCUGCCGGAAGAACAUGGCCGCUGGAGAUGGCAUAGAUAUCACUGCCUGCCCCCUGGCCACAGGAGUGCAGGAGGAGAAACUGCGCUGUGACUUCGAGAUCCUCGUGAUCCCCUGGGAAAAUACCUCCCGGCUCCUAAAGCAUAACUGUGUGACCAUAUCCUAGACCCCGUCAGGCAUGGGAACCGGAAGGAGCAGGUGCAGUGGGGAAGGCCCUUCAGGUCCAUGGACGUAUC
Molecule: messenger RNA, 529 nt
Organism: Hyaena hyaena (striped hyena)
Lineage: Eukaryota; Metazoa; Chordata; Mammalia; Carnivora; Hyaenidae
Gene: CST6
Product: cystatin E/M
Exons: 3
Coding region: 1-459 (152 amino acids)
Cellular component (GO): extracellular exosome
Molecular function (GO): cysteine-type endopeptidase inhibitor activity
Source: RefSeq, a predicted model, not a curated record